Komagataella phaffii GS115 is the source of this 1416-nucleotide messenger RNA. Its product is annotated as Gamma-aminobutyrate (GABA) transaminase (4-aminobutyrate aminotransferase). Lineage: Eukaryota; Fungi; Ascomycota; Pichiomycetes; Pichiales; Pichiaceae. The coding region runs from base 1 to 1416 and encodes 471 amino acids. Gene Ontology annotation, cellular component: mitochondrion. The transcript has a single exon. The record is from RefSeq and is a predicted model, not a curated record. Gene Ontology annotation, biological process: GABA catabolic process. Gene Ontology annotation, molecular function: pyridoxal phosphate binding.
AUGUCUGUUUCUGAGACUUACUACCCAUCCGAGCCAACUGCUCCAGUUGUAAAGACUUCAGUCAUCCCAGGACCCGAGUCGAAGAAGCAAACUGAGGAACUCUCCACCGUUUUCGACACCAGACCAGUCUACUUCGUCGCUGACUAUGAAAAAUCCAAUGGUAACUACAUUGCUGACGUAGAUGGAAACGUCUACUUAGACGUCUACGCUCAAAUCGCAUCGAUUGCCUUGGGUUACAAUAAUCCUGCUCUGAUUGAGGCCGCAAAGUCUCCAGAGAUGAUCCGUGCUUUGGUUGAGAGACCAGCUUUGGGUAACUUUCCAGGUAAAGACUUCAAACAAAUUUUGGACAACAUUUUGAAGGUAGCUCCUAAGGGCCAGGACAAGAUAUGGUCUGGACUCUCUGGUGCUGAUGCUAACGAGCUAGCUUUCAAAGCUGCGUUUAUGCACUACCAGGCUAAGAAGAGGGGUUAUGGUACUAGUUUCUCCGAGGAAGAAGAGACAACUACCAUGUUGAACCAGUCUCCAGGUUCUCCAGAGUUGGCCAUCCUUUCUUUUAAGAGAGCUUUCCACGGUCGUCUUUUUGCAUCUGCUUCUGCAACUUGCUCCAAGCCAAUCCACAAGAUCGACUUGCCAUCUUUCAAAUGGCCAAAAGCUGAAUAUCCAGACUACAAAUACCCUCUGGAUGACAAUGCUGAAUACAACGAUGCUGAAGACAAGAGAUGCUUGGCCAUUGUCGAGGACAUUUUAACCAACUGGCAUGCACCGAUUGCUGCCAUCAUCAUUGAACCAAUCCAAUCUGAGGGUGGUGACAACCACGGUUCUGCAGCUUUCUUCCAAGGUUUGCGUGAUCUGACUUUGAAAUACGGUUCUUUGUUGAUCAUUGACGAGGUUCAAACCGGUGUCGGAGCCACUGGAACUAUGUGGGCUCACGAGCAUUUCAACCUGUCUCCAGCUCCAGACAUGGUUACCUUCUCCAAAAAAUUCCAAUCUGCCGGUUACUUUUUCCAUGACCCAGAAUUGGUUCCAAACUACUCAUACAGACAGUUCAACACCUGGUGCGGUGACCCCGCCAGAAUGAUCAUUGCCGGUGCCAUCGCCAAGGAAGUUGUCGACAAGAAUCUGAUUGCUAAUGCUAAGGAAGUGGGCGACUACUUGUUUGGUAAGCUGGAGGAACUCUCUAAAAAAUACCCUACUGAAUUGUCCAGACUUCGUGGUAAGGGCAGAGCUACAUUCAUUGCUUGGGAUGCAUCUUCUUCUGAGGCUAGAAACAGCUUCUUGGCCAAAAUGAAGUUGAACGGUGUUAACGUUGGUGGAUGUGCCGACCACUCCAUCCGUCUGCGUCCAACCUUGACGUUCGGCAAGAAGCACGCUGACAUCUUGGUUGCCACCAUCGACAAGGUUCUCUCUCAGAACUAA